CCUUCAAUUACUGGUACAAAUAAUAUUCCGCUGGGAAGACGAAGAAUAGGCGGAUCUAUGGAUGAAUAUGAAGAUUCUGCUGAACAAGCUAAAGAAUCAAGCAGUACAGGAAACUCUCUGAAAAGAUCUAAUGAAGAAAACGGGGAACAAACAGUCAACAUUCCAGGUUUACCAACUGCCAUUACUUCUAAUAUGUCAAAGGAGCAAUUAGAUACAUACCUGCAAGAAAUCGGAAGAAAAUUGAGAACCGGCGAUUAUGUUCCACCUGAGAGAGAAAGAUCACCAUCUCCGGAACCAGUCUAUGACUCUCAAGGGAAACGUGUAAAUACCCGUGAAUACCGUUAUCGAAAGAAAUUAGAAGAUGAACGUCAUAAAUUAAUUGAAGAAGCUGUUAAAAGAAAUCCAGAUUAUAAACCUCCAGCAGAUUAUAAACGACCAACUAAAGUACAAGACAAAGUCUAUAUUCCUGCUAAAGAAUUUCCUGAAAUUAAUUUCAUCGGUUUGUUGAUCGGCCCUCGCGGCAAUACACUCAAAAAAAUGGAAUCUGAAUCCGGUGCAAAAAUUAGUAUUCGUGGUAGAGGAAGCGUGAAAGAAGGAAAAAGUAGAACUGAUGCUGCUGCAAAUGCUAACCAAGAAGAAGAUUUACAUUGUCUGGUUACAGCUGAUGCCGAAGAAAAAGUUGCCAAAGCAUCUGCAUCUGUACCAGAAGGUCAGAAUGAACUUAAACGACAACAAUUACGCGAGCUAGCAGCUCUCAAUGGUACUCUCCGCGAUGACGAAAAUCAAAUUUGUACAAACUGUGGUGCUACAGGCCAUCGAAAAUACGAAUGUACCGAGUCACAAAAUUUCACUAUUAAUCUUACAUGCCGCAUCUGUAGUGGUCAUGGUCAUACAGCAAGAGAUUGCAUGGAAAGAAAUAAUCCAGAAGCUUUACAACAAGCUAAGCAAAGAGAUCAAAAAUUAGAUAGUGAAUAUAUGAAUUUAAUGGCUGAACUUGGUGAGAAUGUUGAUGCGUCGAGAACUAAUGAACUUGGUGUGAAAACUGGGCAUUAUGGUCCUUCAAGUGGACCAAAGCCUCCGUGGGCUGCACAAUCUGCAGCUGCUCCUCCAUGGGCAGUAAAGCCUAACGUUACUGGUAUUCAAACGGCGGCAUCUGGUUUGCCACCUUGGCAACAACCCGUAUCUGCAACCGCAAUUCCACCACCGCCUGGUAUAUAUAGAUUAUCAUCCACUACGACAGCAUGGAAUACCGCCAAAUUAACCUAUCCGCCUCCACCCGGAUCUUCUCUUUAUCCUACCGCUCCUGCAUCAAGUUCUUUAUAUCCGCCGCCUCCUACUACCUUAAAUUACACUUACUCUACUUAUGGUAACACUGCUGGUUAUUCUGCUUAUGGUACAACUUAUUCAGCAGCUGCGGCGGCUGGAUAUCCACCGCCCCCGCCUUCUGCGCACUGGACUUUAAAAGUGUUGUAA
Molecule: messenger RNA, 1473 nt
Organism: Racocetra fulgida
Lineage: Eukaryota; Fungi; Glomeromycota; Glomeromycetes; Diversisporales; Gigasporaceae
Source: the annotation of a GenBank genome assembly